AUGGGAUCUGGAAUCAAUACCCAGAAAUCGUUCGAUCUCGGCGGUGCAGGAACCUUACAACAUCCCACGAAUACGGGGCUCUUUGGUGACGGUGAAGGCAUCGCGAUCGAUGGCAACCGUGCGCUCCCCGUGGACAUCACUUAUGAUAACUUCUAUGUCCAUGGAAAUAUUGUCUUUGGUGGCCGGAUCGCAGCAAGCCCCAGCGGUGGCCUCAAGGAAGGACGCCUGACGUUCGCUGGGCAAUGGCACUCGCGACUAGCACUGGCUAUGAAACUUCAAUGCACCCAAGCAGGAUGUGUUAGCUGUGAGCCUGGUUGA
Aspergillus chevalieri is the source of this 318-nucleotide messenger RNA. RefSeq lists its product as uncharacterized. Bases 1 to 318 code for a protein of 105 amino acids. The transcript has a single exon. The record is from RefSeq and is a predicted model, not a curated record. Lineage: Eukaryota; Fungi; Ascomycota; Eurotiomycetes; Eurotiales; Aspergillaceae.